CCUCCCGCAGGGCCUCCACCCCCCAGCCCGGACCGGCCUCACUCCGCGCUGCGCCCGCUCCCCAAAUACAUGUUGGCGGCGCCGGGGAGCGCAGCGGAGCCGUGCCCAGAGACCUCCGCGGGGCCGCGCGUCCGUAAGCAGCCCGAGCGCCAUGGGGCACAUAUCUGUUCCUGAGAUGAUUUCUAGCUACCAAUAAUCUUCCACAGAGGUUGCUUCAUCAAAUAGUCUUGCAUCUUCUUCUCCUGUUAGUAAACAUAAGAAUACUAUUAAAUACCAAGCCAAGUACUCUUACCCUCAAUAGAGAGACUGUACAGCAUGUUCUGUACAAAACUGAAAGACUUGAAGAUCACAGGGGAAUGUCCUUUCUCCUUACUGACUCCAAGUCAUAUUGCUGAUGAACAUGAGAAGGACUGCACAGAAAACAGCUCGAGAGCUGCUUUGCCCGUCUGCAAAGAAGUCCAUGAAAAAGACAUUCAAGGAAACCUUCCACAAAGGAAAACAAGCAGAAGUAGAGUGUACCUGCACACAUUAACUGAAAGCAUCUGCAAACUAAUAUUUCCUGAGUUUGAAAGACUGUAUCUUGCACUUCAGAGAACGUUAGCAAAGCACAGGAUAAAAGAAACCAGAAAAAUUGGUGAAAGAGAAGAUUUUGAAAAAAUAAUCAGUGAUCACGCUAUUGCAGCAGGUGUUCCUGUGGAGUCUCUAAGAGAAUCUCUUGGUGAAGAGCUAUUCAAAAUAUGCUAUGAAGAGGAUGAACACAUACUGGGGGUUAUUGGAGGAACCCUUAAGGACUUCUUGAACAGUUUCACUACUCUGCUGAAGCAAAGUAGCCACAGUCAGGAAGCAGGAAAAAAGGACAGACUUGAAGAAGUGUCCAUAUUAUGCCUGGAGAAAGAUCAGGACUUCUUAAAUGUGUAUUAUUUCUUUCCCAAGAAAAUCACAAGUCUUAUUCUAUCUGGCAUUAUUAAAGCAGCAGCUCACAUUUUGUAUGAAACUGAGGUGGAAGUCAUGCUCAUGCCUUCUUGUUUCCACAAUGACUGCGCUGAGUUUGUUAAUCAGCCCUAUUUGCUGUACUCUAUACAAGUUAAGAGUGCAAAACCAUCUUUAUCUCCAUGUAAACCUCAGUCUUCACUUGUGAUACCUGCCUCUGUGUUCUGUAAGAUUUUCCCAUUUCAUUUUAUGUUUGACAAGGAUAUGUCCGUUCUACAAGUUGGAAAUGGGAUAAGAAGACUUUUGACCAGAAGAGAAUUUCAAGCUAAGCCUAAUUUUGAAGAAUAUUUUGAAAUUCUUACCCCUAAAAUAAGCUGCACAUUUAGUGGAAUAAUGACAAUGUUAAAUAUGCAGUUUACAGUACGAGUGAGAAGAUGGGAUAAUACUGAACUGAAAUCAUCUAUGGUAAUGGAUCUUAAAGGCCAAAUGAUCUAUAUUCUUGAAUCCAGUGCAAUCCUGUUCUUGGGAUCUCCAUGUGUGGAUAGGCUAGAAGAUUUUACAGGACGUGGAUUAUACCUUUCAGAUAUUCCUAUUCACAAUGCACUGAGAGAUGUUGUUCUGAUUGGAGAGCAAGCCAGAGCUCAGGAUGGACUGAAGAAGAGGUUAGGAAAGCUGAAAGCGACCCUUGAACAGGCCCAUCAAGCACUUGAAGAGGAAAAGAAGAAGACAGUAGAUCUUCUGUUUUCUAUUUUUCCUGGAGAAGUUGCUCAGCAGCUGUGGCAGGGACAAGUGGUGCAAGCCAAGAAGUUUAAUAAUGUCACAAUGCUUUUCUCUGACAUUGUUGGAUUCACUGCCAUCUGUUCCCAGUGCUCCCCUAUGCAGGUUAUAACCAUGCUUAAUGAGCUUUAUACUCGCUUUGAUUACCAAUGUGGAGAGUUAGAUGUCUACAAGGUUGAGACUAUUGGAGAUGCCUACUGUGUCGCUGGAGGUCUACACAAAGAAAGUGAAACUCAUGCUGUCCAAAUAGCAUUGAUGGCCCUAAAGAUGAUGGAGCUGUCAGACGAGGUGGUGUCUCCCCAUGGGGAGCCUAUCAAGAUGCGUAUUGGCCUUCAUUCUGGAUCUGUCUUUGCUGGAGUUGUUGGAGUUAAAAUGCCUCGUUAUUGUCUCUUUGGAAACAAUGUAACCCUUGCCAACAAGUUUGAAUCUUGCAGUGUACCUCGAAGAAUAAAUGUCAGCCCAACGACUUACAGAUUGUUAAAGGAGUAUCCAGGUUUUGUGUUUACGUCGCGCUCAAGAGAAGAACUUCCUCCAAAUUUUCCCAGUGAUAUCCCUGGAAUUUGCUAUUUUCUGGAUGCUUACAUUCAAGGAACAAACUCACAGACUUGGUUUCAAAAGAAAGAUCUGGGAGAUGGCAAUGCCAAUUUUUUGGGUGAGGAAACAAGAAUAGACUAAAUCAUCUACUGCAUUCACAAGCAUAUAGAAUAAAUGUAUACAUAUUCUGGAUUUUUUUUUUUUUGUAGAAAUUGAAAAAUGUUAAAAAUAUAUGAAACAUGAAAGCACUUUAGUUUGAGAACACCUGAAAGCCAGUAUUAAAAUGCCAGGAAGUAUGUAACUGACUCCUUUAUGUUUUUCCUUUACGUAAGGAUACAUGAUUUAGCGGAGGGUUGUUAGUUAGGGUAGUGUGGUUAUGUUGUGGUUGGACUUGAUGAUCUUUAAGGUCUUUUCCAGCCUGAGUGAUUCUAUGUUUCUAUGAUUCUAAGGAAUGUAGUCACUAAAAUAAUAUUGCAACUUCACUGUUUCAAAUGCCACUGAAAAGUACAUGUUCCCUGUGGUAAUUUGUGAGUGCUACAUAACAACCCUCUCAGUUCUCUCUGCACUGAGAGUUCUAGGUGUAUUGUAUAUGCAGCGUGUCAGGAAAUGUAAUGUGCAAGUGAUGCAGCCACAUGCAGUGUUGUGAGCUGGUGCUUAUCAGUGACCAUUAAAAAUUUAUUUUAUUAGUGAUUCCAUAAGAAAAAUUGUCUUAAAAAUAUCAUCCCUGCUACCACAUACUCAUUCAAGAACAUCUUUUGGGCUCCAUCCUUACAGUUGCUGACCAUCUUCUAACACUUGCUGAAGUCAACUUGUUGAGUGUGCUCAGCAUCUUCUGGAUAGGGCUGUUAAUUGUAGCUAAUACACAUAUACAUAGCAGAGUUUCCUGCUUACUGUUUCCUGAACUUUCUUCUGUGUAUAAAAUGAAUAUAGAUUCUGUAUAAUCACUGUAUAAUCACGUACUAAAGUUUCUGUAAUCAUCAAACAGUAUUUUAGUUCAUGGGGUUUUUAAAAUACUUUAUAAAAAUAAUAUCAACUUGCUAUUAUGUAUUAGAGCAAUAAAUGUUUUUCUUUGUUGUUGUUGUCAUUUAAAUUUGAAAUAUUUUAAAAAGAGUGCAAUAAAAUGUGCUUUGGAGUGUUAA
Messenger RNA from Coturnix japonica (Japanese quail), 3380 nucleotides. It is a transcript of the gene GUCY1A1, whose product is annotated as guanylate cyclase 1 soluble subunit alpha 1. Gene Ontology annotation, cellular component: guanylate cyclase complex, soluble. Gene Ontology annotation, biological process: response to oxygen levels; cGMP biosynthetic process. The record is from RefSeq and is a predicted model, not a curated record. Gene Ontology annotation, molecular function: heme binding; guanylate cyclase activity. Lineage: Eukaryota; Metazoa; Chordata; Aves; Galliformes; Phasianidae.